This is a messenger RNA of Camellia sinensis, 1894 nucleotides long. Its product is annotated as exonuclease V-like protein. NCBI's taxonomy places the organism in Eukaryota, Viridiplantae, Streptophyta, Magnoliopsida, Ericales, Theaceae. Gene Ontology annotation, molecular function: single-stranded DNA 5'-3' DNA exonuclease activity. Gene Ontology annotation, biological process: interstrand cross-link repair. Gene Ontology annotation, cellular component: nucleus. The record is from RefSeq and is a predicted model, not a curated record.
GUCCUUCCUUACAAAACCUGAGAGAGAGGGAGAAAAAAAAAGAAAAAAAAAAUCCAUGUGUUGUUGACCGUGCCUUUGUCCGCGGCGAUCGCAACGGUCACUUCUCUUUCUCUCUCCCUGACUCCGACAACUCAUCGAUCGUUCUUCACUCAAUCUCGGCCACGAUGACCGACCCACAACAACCACCCACUCACACUCACUCCUCCCCACAAACCCACAACGACAAAACCAACAACGAAAUCACUACUACUACUCACAUCCCAAUCGAGAUCGUGAGCGACGAAGAAAUGGCUCUCAUCGAAGCUGCUUUUGCCGCCACUCGCUCUUCUCUCACCUCUUCUAUUUCACUUUCUUCUUCUUCUUCUUCUUCUUCUUCUUCUUCUUCUUCUCUCUUCUCGUCUCAAUUUCAGCGAAAUGCUGCGAGGUCGAUUCAGUCCAUCACUCUCCUCUCCAAACGGAGUUUAUAUACGCAACCCACUUCGGUGGGAGACAUAGAGGAUGUUGUUGGAGGUGGAAUUAGGAGGAAGAGGACUACCCUGAAGAGUAAUCGACCCGUUGACUCCUUUUUGCAUCGCUUUCGGAGGAAGAGAGCCUUGUCUGUCACUGAUAUUACUGCCACGGAAUGGUGUGAAAAAAAAAUGGAAUUCUCUCUACUGCUUGGCCAACCGGAAAAGACUGAAGCAAUGAAAGCCGGUAUUGCUCGCCAUGCAGUACUUGAGGAAGAGUGGCAGGUUGUAAAAAGGGUAAAAGUUCGUAUCCGAACGGUAGAAGAUGUAUGGGCUUUAAAAUUUAUGAAUUUCAUGACCGGUGUAAAUCAAUUAUUGUCUGACGGUGGUUUAACACGCGAGUUGCCCCUAGUAGGUUAUGUGGAAGGUGUAUGGAUGGUGGGAGUAGUUGAUGAAAUUCGAAUGCCUGUAAAUGAGACUCAGAAGAACCCAACAUUAUUAGACAUAAAAACUCGUGUACAAGCAACUGUGCCUAGUGAACCACAACGAAGAAAUGGAAUGCUGCAGUUGAUGUGCUAUAAGUAUUUGUGGGACAGUUUAGCUGCUGAUAAAUUCCCUACGGGACAAUUCUUUGAUUUCUUUUCUUUAAAUCCAAAUUGCAUUUUAUCUGAAGAAAUCAGAGCGAACUCUGUUAAGUCAGGUUUUCCCGCAGAGGGAAAAAAAGGGUUCAUCUCAUCUUGGCUGUGUGUGCAGACUCUUGAUGAUUUAGUGAGGUAUUUCCGGAAUACUUGCCGCAUACUUCCUCCAGCUUAUGACCAGCUAUUGUUGCGAUAUGAAUUGCAAGAAGAUCAUUCAUUCAUCAGUGAAGAUCAAUUUAGUUAUGAUUCUGAUUGGCUUAAGGGCCAAAUUCAGUGUAGUCUUCAGUUCUGGCAGGGAGAGCGAGAAGCCAAAUAUGCUCCCGAGGAAGAGAGAUGGAAAUGCAAGUUCUGUAAGUUUGCUUCUGUGUGUCCAAUCAACGCUAGCCCCACUGGUAAACCAAUGUAGAGAGAAAUUACUAACAACCCUUUUCUCUCGGCAGUCCAUUUGAUAUUCUCCCCCAAUAAUGUUCUUGACCUCACCUUUCUGCAAAGAAGCAACAAUUUUAGGGUAGUGCUUCUUUGUAGCUUUGUUUGAUUGGUGGAGAGGUGGUGGCAUAUGUUUGGUAGGCCAUCCCGAUCUGCUAUACCAUAGGUCACGUAUGUAGUAUUUAUGUACAAGCCUCUUUUGCAGGCUGUGAUGAUUCAUUGUUGUGCAGUAUUCAUAGCAAAUUCAUUGUAAUGAGCUUGUAUGUAUCAUUUUAUGUACAAGCCCUACUUUAUAGGCUCUGGUGAUUCAUUCUUGUAACCUACUGACAUAUCAUUCCUUAAAUUAUAGUAUUGUUUACCUAAUUAUUUGUAAGUUGCUGAGUC